AUGGGUUCUCAAUUUAAUCACUAUAGUAGACUUCAACUCCCUGCGGGAACCACCGGCCCAGAAAGCUUAGCCUUCGAUUGCAGAGGAGAGGGUCCUUACGUUGGAAUAUCUGAUGGACGAAUUAUUAAAUGGAAUGGUUUCGUUUGGACCAAUUAUGUCAUCACUUCAAGAUUUAGGAGGAAUUAUAUAUGUGAUGGGUCCAAUGAUCCGAGACUGGAAAACAUAUGUGGGAGACCUUUAGGUUUGCAAUUUAACAUGAAAACUUGUGAUUUAUACGUAGCGGAUGCUUAUUAUGGGCUUAUUGUUGUGGGACCGGAGCAGAAGAUACCCAUGCAAUUGGCCACUAGUGCAGAGGGUAUACCUUUCUAUUUUACUAAUGGAUUGGAUAUUGAUCAAAGGAUGGGAAUUGUUUAUUUUACGGAUAGCAGUACUAAGUAUCAGAGAAGGGACUAUGCAGGUUCAAUCCUGAGUGGUGACAAGACAGGGAGGUUAAUGAGGUACGAUCCAAGGAAUAGAGAGGUGACAGUGUUGCUCACAGGCCUUGCAUUUGCAAAUGGAGUUGCAAUAAGUGACGAUGGUUCAUUUGUUCUUGUUACCGAGACUGGCACUGGUAGAAUUUUAAGGUUCUGGCUUCAAGGUGGUAGAGCUAUGACAUCAGAUCUUUUUAUCCAAUUACCUGGUCAACCUGACAACAUCAAGACAAAUGCUAGAGGUGAAUUUUGGGUGGCAGUAAACCCUUUUGAAGGAGGACCUAGAUUUAUGCCAAAUACAAGCUCAAUGUCCAUAACAAAUUCUCAAGCAAUGAGGAUCAACAAAUAUGGAAUAGUAUUGGAAGUGUUCACUGGUACAAAUGGAAAUGCAUUGGCAGCUGUUAGUGAAGCUCAAGAACGCAAUGAGAAUUUGUGGAUUGGUUCAGUUAAUGGUCCUGUUCUAGUUGAGGACACUUGCCAAUUUAAUCUGACCUGUGGGAUUGGAUUCAAUGAAUCUCAGAUUUUGGCUGAAGCCUGCCCAAAUUGCAUACUAGCUGUUGGUAUCAAGUUAGAGAGUAAGCCCAAGUUUCAUACCAGCUGCAAUGUGACUUGA
Messenger RNA from Nelumbo nucifera (sacred lotus), 1083 nucleotides. RefSeq names its product protein STRICTOSIDINE SYNTHASE-LIKE 10-like. Gene Ontology annotation, molecular function: hydrolase activity. The record is from RefSeq and is a predicted model, not a curated record. NCBI's taxonomy places the organism in Eukaryota, Viridiplantae, Streptophyta, Magnoliopsida, Proteales, Nelumbonaceae. Gene Ontology annotation, cellular component: endomembrane system.